Molecule: messenger RNA, 2600 nt
Organism: Anopheles coustani
Lineage: Eukaryota; Metazoa; Arthropoda; Insecta; Diptera; Culicidae
Gene: Fem-1
Product: protein fem-1 homolog B
Exons: 6
Coding region: 309-2318 (669 amino acids)
Molecular function (GO): protein binding
Source: RefSeq, a predicted model, not a curated record
CGGUGUGAGAUUUCGGCCUGGUUGGCAAAAUUGGUCUGACCAUAUAAACACUUCGAAUCGAGAGUUCUGUUACGGGAUCGAAGGUCCAUCGCGGUCGAAACCGAAGCAAGCGCUAAGCACCCGUUCGUUGUGUCCAUUUGUUUUUAUUGUUAUCGCUUGCUGUUUGGCGAUCCCGGCGAAAGGCUGCUGUGCCAAGUUUUUCCUAGUGUGAUCAUAAAACCGUUAAAGUGUCGGUCUUAGGCAGUGCUGGUACCGCGUGCCGGAAGCGCCGGACGCGGUCCGCGACCCACGCGGACGCCUUGGCCAAGAUGAUCAGGGAAUCCGAGGAGUUGGAGCAGAAGAAGGAGGCCAUGCUCAAAUACGCGAUGCUCCGGCUGUCGUACGCCGUGAAGGAAGGUUUCUACAAGCAGCUGUUGGCUUUGUUACGUGACUUUCCUGAUGAGGAAGAUCGCCGUGCGCUCAUCAAUCAGGAAAUCUACGAUUUUGAGGAUGAGGAAAACGAACACCAGGUCCAUACACCGCUGAUUAUAGCGUGCAUGAAUGGCCACGCGGAUGUCGUCCGCGUCCUACUCACGCAAGGUCCUGCGGAUCUGGAGAAGGAAGGCUGUGUGAAGCUGCACGGCGAAAUGACGCAGGGCGUUACGGCGCUCUGGGUAGCGGCCGGCCUCGGGCGACUGAACAUCGUUAAGCUGUUGAUCCAACACGGCGCACAAGUGGACCAUGCGACGCGCAAGGGUUCGACACCACUGCGGGCUGCCUGCUUCGACGGUCGGCUCGAUCUGAUCCAGUACCUGGUGGCGCACCAGGCAAACGUCGACACGGCCAACGUGUACAACAACACCUGCCUUAUGAUCGCGGCCUACAAGAACUACGUCGAUGUGCUGCAGUAUCUGCUCGAGCAGGGCGCACGUGUGAACGAGCAGGCUCAGUGCGGUGCCUCUGCACUUUUCUACGCGGCCGAAUGUGGCCACGUGGAAGUGUGCGAACGGCUGCUCGAUCAUGGCGCGAUGCUGCUGCGUAACACCUACGGCCUAACACCGGCACUAGCAGCCGCCGAGAGGACACGAGAGGCGACCGUACUGGUGUUUCUCGAUCGACCCAAUCUGUUGACGCGUGAGGAGCGCAUUGAGGUGCUGGAGUUGCUCGGAGCGUCGUACGCAAACGAUAAGAACAACUAUAACGUCAUGAAGGCGUUCACGUAUCUCAUGAUGGGCAUGGAAGAAAGAUAUAAGGACCCGGAAAAUAUAAUCCGCAAACCGACACUACCACCCGUGCCAGCCUACGAGCACUGGGUCGAGUGUCAAACGGUACAGGAUCUGCACGCAAUUCGCUACAACCACAAUUCGCUGCACAUGGAGUCACUAACCAUCCGCGAGCGUAUCCUCGGCCGCAAGUGUCCGGAGGUGGUGCACUCAAUCAUCUUCCGCGGGGCGGUUUGUGCCGACAAUGGACGCUUUGAUCGUUGCGAAAGUCUCUGGCUCCAUGCGCUCCGGCUGCGUCAACAGAACGGCCUCUCGGUGCAACGUGAUCUGCUGCGUUUCGUGCAGCUGUUUUCACAGGAGUUCUCCAUCAACGAGCCGAUGCACUUCGAGGGAGUGCUGGCCGUGCUGGGUGCGUGCGUGGACGAGCUGCGUUACAACCAGCAGAAACUGGCACAACCGGGCCCUCGGGACGACACGGAAGCGAUCGGAGAGGACUACGAGAUGAACGUCGUGACGGUGCUGUAUCUCGUGACGAUUGUCACCAAGCUGUUGCGCAUCGAACGGUUCCCACGCACCGAACAACAGACUCUGCAAGCCUACCAGAUGAUCUAUCAGCUAAACCAACUCGCCGUACGCCUGCGGGACGACCAGACGUUGCUGCAUCUCUCGGUGAACGGUGUGGCACCGGUGGAUGAUUUUCACACGGACGAUGUGUGCAGAUUUCCCUGCGCCGAUACGGUCAAGUUGCUGCUUAAAUGUGGUGCCCUGGUGGACGUGGUCGAUUACGAACGAAACACCCCACUGCAUACACUGGUUGGAACGGUGGACACGUCACGGCUAGCGGCCAAUAACAUGGUAGAGGAAGUAAAGGAAAUCACAGAAGUUCUGGUGCAAGCAGGCGUUCACCUCGAUGCGGUCAACUCGGAUGGACUGAAGGCGUCGCAAGUUUGUCUCCAUCCGGAAAUGGCAAUCUUCGUGAAAAGCUACGAAACCCGUGCCAUCAACCUGCGUUGUCUAUCCGCCCGAACAAUCGCCCAACAUCGAAUCCCGUUCCGGAAUCAGAUUCCGCGCCAGCUUGUGUCCUUCGUCGAGUGCCACUGCGCACCGAAAGGGUAGGAGGAGGUCGAACAAACCCACCUGCGGAAGGAUAGCUGACGACGGGAAAGGAGAGCGGAUUGAAGGAAAGCGCUACACUACUGUAGGAUUGUUGUGAUAUUCUUCUUUUGUCAUGUCAAUGGCGCCAUUAACUCUGCCGGGCACGUGCAAUGGCAGCCCCCACUGCGCGGAAACUUAUGAAUUUUGAUACAAACCAAAGGACUUUGUAACGAAAAUGUGAAGAAAAACAGCCGUAAAAAAUCUCUUGACGAAUAAAGGGAGUAAUUAAGUGAGUGAGAUGAC